Molecule: messenger RNA, 834 nt
Organism: Paramecium tetraurelia
Lineage: Eukaryota; Ciliophora; Oligohymenophorea; Peniculida; Parameciidae
Exons: 6
Biological process (GO): site-specific DNA replication termination at RTS1 barrier; mitotic DNA replication termination
Cellular component (GO): nucleus
Source: RefSeq, a predicted model, not a curated record
AUGGGUAAUGAUGGUGGAAGUUUUGCUGAAAGAGCGGAGUUGGUUAAAUUAAAAAAACCAGAAAAAAGAGUAGAGAGUCUUUUAGUUGCAAAAUAAAGAGCCUAAUUUUGUUCCUUGACCAAAGAAAAAUUGAGAAAACCAAUUGCCUGCUGUAGGAUUGGAUAUCUAUACAACUACGAUUCCUUACUUAAGGCCUUCAUGGAAAAGAAAAUUCCUUAAGAGUUUAAGCAUUUACAAAAUCUUAAAAAAAUCAAAAAACUCAAUAUUACUGAAAAUCCAGAUCAAAAUAAUGAGUUUCCUUUCGUUUGUCUAUUUAGUUAAAAAUCAUUAAAUGGAAAAGAAAAGUUCUAAGCAUUGUGGACUUGCGGGUGUGUUUUUUAUAAAAAAUUGAUAAAAGAUCUUAAGAUCAAGGGGUUAAAAUGCCCAAUUUGCACUAAGCCCUACACUGAAAAAGACAUUGUUUAAUUAUGUCCAACUAAUGAAGAAGCAGAGAUCAAAAAGGCAUAGUUGUAUAAAGAAAUUGAAUUGAAAGAGAAAUAAAAGAAAGAUCAAAAAAAAUAGUUGAAAGUCUCAGAUGCAGUAAAUAAUCUAGAAUUAUAAUAAAAAAAAAAAGUAUGCACAGAGGAACAGAAAUUCAAGGGAUAAACUAUGGAGGACAAUAAACUAUAAAAUCACACUUAAGAUCUAAAAAAUAAUGAAAUUUACUAAUCCUUAUUUCAUCAAUAACACAAACUAGAAGAUAAUCUAUUUACAAGAAAUGUGAGAUUCGGGAAUAGGUGAAUUUAUGAUUUAUAAUUUACAAAAUAUAUUUCUUAGUUGUUCAUGUGUUUAAUC